Seriola aureovittata is the source of this 5000-nucleotide messenger RNA. RefSeq names its product transcription elongation regulator 1 like (gene tcerg1l). The coding region runs from base 1393 to 3153 and encodes 586 amino acids. NCBI's taxonomy places the organism in Eukaryota, Metazoa, Chordata, Actinopteri, Carangiformes, Carangidae. Gene Ontology annotation, cellular component: nucleus. The transcript has 16 exons. Gene Ontology annotation, molecular function: RNA polymerase binding; transcription coregulator activity. The record is from RefSeq and is a predicted model, not a curated record.
GAUGAAGGAAAGAAAAAAGCACAAGAUAAUGUAAAUGAAUGGAAUAUUUACCAACACACGCAACACUUUUAAACGUGUUAACAGGUGUAGCUGCUGCUGCUGGUGUAGCAGGGUGUAUCGCUGCCACCCAGCUGUCUGUGAGCUGUGAACUGUUCACAGUUGAUUCAUUUUCAUCAUGUGUGUGCAACAACAAGGCAAAAAAUUAAUGUAAUUAGCAAGUGAACUCUUGCUGAGGUUAAAUUUGACUCAGUUUGACAUUUGAAAGCAAUAAAAACACCAUGAAUCACAUUAAGCCUGAAACUUUUCCUAAAUAAGUUUAUUUAUUGGUUUGAAAUUUGCAAAUGCGUUUGUUGUUUUAUUUUAAGUUGAAAACUACCAUUCAAGAAGUUAGGGUUGGAUUCAUAGAAAUUCAGAGAAAUAAUUCUGGCUGUUGUGUUCUCAGAUGACAUGAGAUAAUAUAUAUUAUAAUAAUACAAGAAAAACUCUCUGUCUGCUCUCUGAAACAUUAGCGAUCAAUUAAUGAGUCAUCAGAAAUCUAUCAAUUUAUGGUUCAACUUUGGGGAUAGGGUUUAAUUAUAAGGGCUCCAUCAUGGUGAUAGAGGUGGGAAUAAAAUGCAUUUGUUACAAUUACAUAUGAUGCCAGGCAGGUCCUGAAACCUCUCCCGCCCCAGAUGCACAGGACCACCCUGGCAGACUGUUUCUGUGCUCUUUACCAAGCUCUCCAGACCUGGGUCUGUUGAUCUGCCUGAUUCCUGUUGCUGACUGUUUGUCUGACUCUGCUGAGCUGUACAGUUCAUGUAUUACAUAACAAAGUUCCGUACAAAUAAAGUUAUUAAUAAUAGUCCACGUUCAUAAUGUGUUUUGGAUAACUUCACAUCUGUUCAUGAUCUGAGGAGGGAACAGGCAGGCUGCUCCUUGAUCUGAGAGCGCCACCAUUUACCGGAGCUUUAAUCGGUUUGAACCGGAGAGAGAGAGAGAGAGAGAGAGAGAGAUUCCGUGACUGGAACAGCCUGUGCUGCCGCCGACUCCGGUAUUUUCUACCUACAGGCGUCGCAUUGUCUGUCACCGCCGUGACACGCAUGGUCUGUCUGUUACAACCGGGAAUCUCUCUCUCUCUCUCUCACACACACACACACACACACACACACACACACACACUCUUUCUCUCUGUCUUUCGGUGUUCUUCUGUCGCCGUUGAUCCUCGUGGCCCCAGCUGUUUCUACUUUCACCUUUACCGGAUGGGAGGAUGAUCUGCGGACCUCAGUGAAACAGCUGGAGGAGCGAGUCGACGCUCAGGACGUGACCGGACGGAGGAGGGUCCCGCCGGUCUGAGGAGCAGUUACCAGGACAGAAGCUGGAGAAGCUCCGCAGGUCGGUUGUGAUGUCAUCGUGAUGCUGCCAGUUUCCAGGUUUAAAGGUCAGCCGGUUGGCAUGGUAACCACCACCAUGCCCUGGCUGUCUGUCAGCAGUGAACCUGCCCCCCAGUGGUUGUGGUUGGCUAGUUGGUCUGCAGCAACGUACCAGGCCACGCCCCCUCUGGUCCUCUGUCCCCCCGCUGUGUGGAUACCUGAACACGCUCACAUGAUACAGUGGGAGCGUCCAGCUGUUGAAGUCGUUCCUCUUCUCCCUCCGUUCUAUCGAUCUUCUCCUAUUCAUCACCCUCAUCGUCUACCCAAGCUAGUUGAAGGCUGGAUCUCACCAGAGGAAGUGGGCGUUUUUCAGAGAAGAGACAAACAUCUCCUUUUGACCAAUCAGAUCAUCCAGAGACCAGAAGGACACGCCCCCAGAAACCAGCACCUGCUGUUUCCGUCUCAUCUCACAGGUUGGGUUAGAAGAGGAACUACAAAAACCAGACACACCAAGACAGAGGACUCCUCCUCCUCCUCCUCCUCCUCCUCCUCCCCCACCCCGCUGCACCUCCUCUCUCUGUAUCCUCUCCGCCUGCCUCUCCUCACCACUCGUGCUCCAACAGGUGGAGCUUAUGGGGAGUGGGCAGGGCUUCAUACACAGAGAGACGAGGAAGUGUGGCCUCUCGUUCUGCCCAUUCAGCUGCGCAGAGGAGCGUUGCUACGACCAAUCAUCUCCCUGGAGAGGAGACGGUCUCCACCCACACAGCAGUGGGUAUUUGGACCUCUCUCUGCCUCUCAGCUCUGCAUUGACACGUGUCCUGUCUUACCAGUCCAGGUGAUGAAAGAAGAUCAUCCCUCCACCUUCGCCUCACAGGUGUCUUCUAGAUUCACUCUGGUGACUGACUACAGACACAAGAAGCGAGGGAUGGGUGGAGGUAAACUUUCUUAUGGAGGAGCAUUGUUGCUGAGGAAAGAGAGGACAACGGACAACAAACAGUUUGUUUGUGUUGACCAAGGAGAGGAAGAUGAAGAGGAGGAGGGAAGUGAACGAGAAAGGAAAGACAAACGUCCUGUCGCCUCCACUCCUGUUCCAGGGUCACCAUGGUGUGUGGUGUGGACGGGAGACGACCGGGUCUUCUUCUUCAACCCCACAAUCCACCUGUCUGUCUGGGAGAGACCAGGGGAUCUGAUUGGCCAAGACAUCAGCCGCAUCAUUGAAGACCCACCCCACAAGAGGAAGAAGACACUUGUUGACAGGAGCUCCAGCUGUCAGUCAUCUCGUCUCCACGGUAACAAUGAAGAUGAUGAACAUGAACACAGCUCCAAGAGGAACAGAAUAGAGGAGCCAAUGUCGCUCGUCCCUCGUCCAGGAGAAGUUCAGCUCCUCCCGCUGGAGUUACGUAUUGCUCACUUUAGAGAAAUGAUGCUGGAGCGAAGGGUGUCGGCGUUCUCAACCUGGGAGAAGGAGCUCCAUAAGAUGGUGUUUGACCCUCGUUACCUGCUGCUGACCUCAGAUCAGAGGAAACAGGUGUUUGAUCAGUUUGUGAAGAGCAGGGUGAAGGACGAGUACAAAGAGAAUAAGAGUAAACUGCAGAAAGCCAGAGAAGAGUUCAGGCAGCUGCUGGAGGAGGCCAAGAUCUCCAACAGAUCAACUUUUAAGGAGUUCUGCGCUCGUUACUGUGGUGACCAGCGCUUCAAUGCCCUCAACAGGAAAAAGGAACAGGAAGUCCUUUUCAACCAUUACAUCACAUCCUUAAACAAACGGGACAAGGAGAACAGAGCCAGACUGAAGAAGAUGAGAUGAGAACUGAACCUCUGUAGAACUCAUACAGGACCAGAUCCUGUGUUGGCUCUCAUUGGUGGAUCCUGGUUUCAGCCUCUGCUGGUUCUGUUGAGAUCAUACCGAAACCAGAGAGACUGACUGACACCAGACAUGAGACUGGGACUAGCUAUUGAACUGGAUCUGAGUGGUUCUGUCCUUGUUUGUUGUUUUAUGGGGGAGGACUAGCAGCAUCAGCUGGUCUCUGUCGUGGACUGAAGUCAUGUGGACCUGCUGAACUGGUCCAGAACUGGACGAAAUCUAAGCAAGAUAAAGGAACUGGGACACGUUGAACUGGAAUAACCUGGUCUUGAAAAAGAAUCAGAGCACAAAAAGACCUGUCUGUUCGUCUGUCCGUCCGUCUGUCUGUUCAUCUGUCUGCCUGUCUCACUUUCAGACCUGUCUCUCCUUCAGCUCUUAGUAUAGAGAUAAUUGAUUAUCAGAACUGAUUCUAGAUCUUGCGAGCUCUAAGGAGUCUAAGAAGUCUCCAGACUGUUUGUCUUCUCACUGUUUAUAUUCAUACUGUGUGUCUUCACACUGUGACUUCAGACUGUCAGUUGUGUGAUGAAGCUGAAAAACUGGUCUGGUUCAUAUGAAUCUGGUUCUUAUGUCUGACGGUUUUCAAGCAUCUGGCUCCUGAGGAUGACACCAGGGUCUACGUGCAGUCUCACCUGGGCUACAGUCCACAAACAGACUCACAGACUCACCUUUGUUGGUCAUGUUCCCAUGUCCAUAAAGGACCCAGACUACUUCUUUGUCCUCACCUAAUCAAUACUGUCCUUGUCCAGUGAUCAGUUCUUUGGUGGAAUAGAGCUCCCAUUGCUGGACCACAAGCUGAACUACUUGAAACACUUAGAAUUCAAACACAUCGUUACGGCUCAAAUAUUUAUCAAGUCUGAACAUCAGAACCAGCCUGUCCUCCCUGAACCCCUGAGUCCACCAUGACCUCCUGUCCACAACGUCGUCCUUUCCUCCCUGAACCUCUGAGUCCACCAUGACCUCCUGUCCACAACGUCCUCCUGUCCUCCCUGAACCUCUGAGUCCACCAUGACCUCCUGUCCACAACGUCCUCCUGUCCUCCCUGAACCUCUGAGUCCACCAUGACCUCCUGUCCACAACGUCCUCCUGUCCUCCCUGAACCUCUAAGUCCACCAUGACCUCCUGUCCUCCCUGAACCCCUGAGUCCACCAUGACCUCCUGUCCACAACGUCCUCCUGUCCUCCCUGAACCUCUGAGUCCACCAUGACCUCCUGUCCACAACGUCCUCCUGUCCUCCCUGAACCUCUGAGUCCACCAUGACCUCCUGUCCUCCCUGAACCCCUGAGUCCACCAUGACCUCCUGUUCACAACGUCCUCCUGUCCUCCCUGAACCUCUAAGUCCACCAUGACCUCCUGUCCUCCCUGAACCCCUGAGUCCACCAUGACCUCCUGUUCACAACAUCCUCCUGUCCUCCCUGAACCUCUGAGUCCACAACAUCUUCCUGUCCUCCAUGAACCUCUGAGUCCACAAUGUUCUCCUGUCCAACACCUGUACAAAAAAAACCAUUACACCUGCCACAGAAUAAUGCAGGCUCACCUGAGGGUCAUUAAGGUCACCCACCCCUCCGCCCCACCAUGUUUUUGUUGCCAGGAUACUACUGUAAUAAAACAACAACAGAUUUCAUGAUGUAGCAAAUGCCUCACCUGUCAGCACUUUGCUGAGCUGUGAUUGGACAGAUUUUGUCUCCUGACUUCUCAUUGGAUGACAUCUGUAUGUUGAAAUGAUUUUUGUGUUCUAAUGUUUCAUUGCCUGUUGUUCAUGAUGUGUUUCAAAUUAAACUGUCAUUCAAAGA